Molecule: messenger RNA, 5668 nt
Organism: Pocillopora meandrina
Lineage: Eukaryota; Metazoa; Cnidaria; Anthozoa; Scleractinia; Pocilloporidae
Source: the annotation of a GenBank genome assembly
GUCAAAAGAAAGUAAGGAGAUUUUUCACUUCCAUUUCGUCAUUCGAGAACGAAUCGAGCCUUCAGUCACGAUGGCUAAGGUAGACUUCCUAGAAUGUUAAAAUCCACGAACGAAGAUGCAAUUCAUCGUAGUAAAAUAUGGUUCUAAAGGAUUCAGCCCAGGAGCAUGAUAAAGAUGUUCAUGGGUUUACGCAAUCAAAAUUCCUGGCAGUCAAAGAAGGACUCGAGCGAGAAGUUGAUGUUGAGCCGGCAAAGCCAAUUUUUCCCGGUGGCAAACAAGUCAAACAUGUCGUAUCUGGAGGAGUUGCAGGCGCUUUGUCACGAACUUGUGUUUCGCCUUUAGAAAGAGUGAAAAUUCUUCUACAGGUUGGCUUCAAUUCACUACAACGAGAUAGUUUAGAGUAAAAGUAUGCUCAUAUUUAAUUAUCUGAAUUAUUUCCUUUUCAGAUUCAAGUUAAGGAUCCAAAAUUUUCAGGCGUUGGUGCAACUUUGAUCAAAAUAGGAAGAGAGGAAGGGUUAAAGGGUUAUUUUAAGGUGAUCAUAAUUUAUAUCAAUAGCUAUAAAAAAAACUUGUAUCAAUAUCUAUUUUUAAAAAAAAAAAUUUAGAGGCUGAUGGUAUUCUGGGAAAAAUCAUGUGUCUACCCCCUCCUCACCCCAUCCUACCAGGGGGUGCUCAUGCUCCUUGCCCAGUAAUAAAUAUAUCUUAAAGCAACAAAGGGAAGAUUUUGUCAGGGAAUGGGGUGAGGAGAGAGAGUAUAGGGAGAGAGGGACAGGUCAUGUGAAGGUGAUAUUCUUGAUGUUAAUUCAUUAUAUUCUUCAGAAUCUGUUUGCAAGAACUGUAUCUCUAUUUAAAGAUAAGAAUCCAGUUUAUCACGAGUUGUUUCAAUCAUCAAAUUUAUAUAAUCAUAUAAACUCCCAGUUAUACUGUACUCAUUUGCAGUCUCUCUCUACAGGGUAAUGGAACAAAUGUUCUUAGAAUUAUUCCAUACUCAGCUGUACAAUUCGCUUCAUAUGAAGAAUUCAAGAAGGUAUUGUAAUCGAACAUUUAUUGAUUAUGUCUUGGAAGGUUUAUGUACUCUAAAUAUAGGGCAAUAAGUGAAUUAAAAUGGAAAGAUUUACUGGUAUAUGAAAAUUGGGAGCAUAGAUAUUUAAAAAGCAUAAUUUCACAUCUUUUGGAAAACAUGGAUGGGACAUUUCAAUCUCUUUGGUACCUCCUAUUUUCCUACAACAGCUUGUCUUCUUGGCACCAAUUUUUAAGUAUUAUUUUAUUACAUUUUCAGCUUCUGAAGGUUUCAGAAGAUCUUCAAUACCAAACUCCUUUGCGGCGACUAGUUGCUGGAGGUUUGGCUGGGACAACAUCUGUUAUUGCAACUUAUCCUCUUGAUCUUGUAAGGUAACUUACUGCCUGUUCUAUUGUUAUAUUCAGUAACAUAACCUUCCAAGUUUAGCAAACUUUGAUUAUAUUAAUCCUGCAUUCAAGAAUGAUUAAACUACAUAACUGUAUGUGGGAGGCUAGAAGCAGAAAGUGGAUCCAGGAAUUUUCCCAGGAAGGGGUGUACCACUCAGGAAUGAUGUAACUGACAGGUGACGCAAACAGUUGUUUUCGAAUAAUACCAGUCAUAUCAGUAAGCUGAACAUUACCUCAAGGGAGGAGGGGAGGUGUACCCCUGCACCUUCCUCUAGAUCCAUCCCUGUGAAGCAACUUGGAAUAUUGAAAUUCUGUCUGGAUAGGGUGCUAAUUCGGCCCAAGUUAAUGCCUUCACUUCCAGAUGUCAUUAGUAAUCAUCCUUACUGUCUGCCAUACAGUUCUUUUGAUGUUAGUUUGGAUAAUUUGGUAUUGGAUCAAAUAAAAUUUCCCAAAUUGAUAUUUUUCUCCUUUCUAAGCACUUGUCUGCUUGUUAUUGUAUUGAUAUUGUUAAAAGGAAUUCUGUCUCAGUAACUCAUGAGAAUUACAGGGUUUGAGAGCAAUAUUUUGUUAGAUUUCCUUGGCAGUAUUGGAAGCCUGGUACCCAUGUAGAGAAAUUAACUGCCCCAAAACAUAACACAAUGACUCUGUACCAUGGGUUGCAACUCAGCGACAUUUCUCACUUUAUAUUGGUGAUUAGUAUUUAGUAUUUUAAAAAGUCUAUGGACUGUCUCUUCACAGAACAAGACUUGCAGCACAAUGUGAAGGGGCAGAGAGAAGAUACAGGUAUUAAAAAUCCUUUCUUAAACCAUAGUGUACACCUUAACAUCAGUAUGCAUAUUCUCCAAACUGUUCCCUAUACAUUUCCUAAGGUGUAGAUAAGGAGAACUUGUAGAGCAUCUGUAGUUGGUGAUCUUUUCCUUUAUUCUUGUGACCAUGUUGUUUGAUUCAGGGAGAUAUUGUAAGGAGAAAUUAGAUGCGAGUUCACUUUUAGGAUGAAACUGGUGUAUCAUUUAUACUGAUUAUAGACAAGGUGAAUUCAAUGAUUUAUUUAUAUAUUUAUCUGUCUAUUUAUUUAUGACAUGAUCUUACAGGAAUAUUUUACAUGCAUUUCAAACAAUUCUGAAAGAUGAAGGAGGACUUAUCAGUGGUUGUCUUUACAAAGGACUUCCUCCAACUGUCAUGGUAUUGUAUAAUAAACACCUCCAUGUAAAAUAAUUAUGCAAGAUUUUGCACAGUGACUAUGCUUUGUAACUAUUACAAUAUGCAUUUGUUUCAGUUAUGACACACAAACAUGUACUGCCUAUAAUACUAGAGUAAUUUAGUAUCAACUGAAUUGAAAAUGUAAAUUGGCCACGGGAAAGAGUUUAAAAGUUGAGUUUAAAAGCAUACAAUAUUAGGCUGAAGCAAGAUAAUAGUUUAUAAUCUCCAGGGUGAGGACAAUGUUGGCCACAAAUUUCUUUCGCUUAUAGAAUAAAGAUACAAAUACUAAGACUGUUUAGACUUUAAAUAGCGGGCAGGGCAGGAAGUUAGAGAUAAUUGGUCAAAUAAUAACAUAUGGGUAAUAAAGACUAAGUAAUAAUUUUGUAGAGAAACAGUUGUGAAGUCAGCUCUUCAUAUUCUUGUAUAUCUAAUUUCACUGAAUACAUAUUUAACAAUGUAAAGGUCCAUUAUGCAGUCAAUCUUUUUUUCUUUAUCAGCUGAAAACCAAAAUUGAUUUUCACUAAUGAUACAGCCAGUGUGACUCGGCUGCCUUAAUUUUUUUCCCCAUUGACCUUCUAAAUUUUGCUGCAUGUGACACUGAUUGUAGGUGAUGGCACAUUCAAGUUAACACAAAACCUUAUUCAUUUGUCAUCGAUGGCUCUGACAAAGGGCUAAUGUUCAAAAGGUCAGCUUGGUGGCCAAAUUGCGAUAUCAACUCAGUUUAUAAUACUAAAUUAUCCCACUAUACUCUCCUACCGACACUGCACAACAGUUUCUCUAGAAACUUACCUCCUUGAUAAUACCACAGUUUUGCAAUCAUUUUUGCAGGGAAUUGCUCCCUACAUAGGCUUGAAUUUUGCUGUUUAUGAAACUUUGAAAGGUACUGUUUCACCUAUUUUGUCUCUAUUGUAACUCUGAAGGUUUUGUAACAUCAGCACAAUAAGUUAAUGGCACUAAGACUCAGAAAGCCUGAACUACAUACUCUUUUCAUAUAUAGGUUAUAUCUUUGGUUAUGAAUCAUUAGCUGAUGUAGCAGGAUAUCAUAAGAAAGAUAAAAACUUUUAAGCUCAUGAAAGAACAAAGCCAAAAUUUUUAUUCCAUCAACUUAACAUGGGUGUGUGGUAAAAACAUCAGAGUCCUUUGUCUUUGUGAGGUAUCAAACCUCAGACCUUUUGAUUCUCAGUUUUUUCUUAGCCCCAUGGUUGUAAUGAAACUAAGACCAAAUUUCUUUAUUGGUGAUGAACGAGUCAUUUUGUUAUUUUUCAUUUUAGAUUUUGUCCUGGGGCAUUUAAUUGUGAGAGCACGGGGAGCAGAGCUGAAAAGAAUGGACAAAGAUAGGGAAUUACCUGUCAUGGUUCGUCUCAUUUGUGGUGGACUAGCAGGAGGUAUUUCUCAAACUGGUGAGUAUCACUGUAACUAACCUUAAUUCAAUGUAGAAUUUUGUUCUCAAGCUGAUGAAACAUGCUUUGUAAUUACUUUAACUAGAGUCAUGCCAUUUUUGUCAGUUAAUCAAAGACAUACUGUACAUGUACACAAUAAUGCAUCUUCAACCCUCCACUCUCAAGGUCUCAUUAGUAAUCCUCCUUACUUUCUCCCAUACAAUUCUUAUGAUGUUUUAGAUUUGAGAAUUUGGUAUUGGAUCAACUAAUAAUCCCCCUAAAUUAUAUUUUUCUCCAUUCUCAUGAUUUAUUUGCUUGUUUUUGUUUUGAUGGUGUAAGGAGGAAUUCUAUCUUUGUCAAUAAUCAGAGUUAAUGGGUUAACCCUUCUACUCUCGAAAAAGACCAGAAAGUAUUUUUUUGGCAAGAUAUAAAAAAACAAAUUGUGUAAUUAUGAGCAAAGAAGGAACAUAAUGGCUGAGAAUAAGAGAAGUUUAAAACAGACUGGGAAUCUAAAUUUUAUUUAAGUUUAUGUAUUUCUCAAACCAGGUAACCCUGUAUUUUUCCCAGGCUGGUCAGUUGGGUAUUUCUCAAAGUAGGCAUCUAAACCAGUUUUCUGAUUCCUUUACUUUAAUUAUGUUUGUUUUCAGUAACUUAUCCUUUAGAUGUGGUGAGAAGACGAAUGCAAAUGAAAGGGAUCAGUGGGGACCUGUUUGCGUACACCUCUACUAAACAUGCAUUCACAACCAUUGUUCAAGUGGAAGGAGUAAAAGGUUUAUACAAAGGAAUGUGGCCCAAUCUGCUCAAGGUAACACUUGAAAGCCACCAUCAUGAAAUCCUCAAUAGUAAGAGAGGGGGAGGAUUACUCCUUGGAAUUCUCGGUAGUGGUUUGCUGCUCAGUUUAGUCUUACAACUGAAAUCAUCUCAACCAAUCAAUUUCACUAACAAACUCCUCACUAAACUCUGAUGAGUACUUCCACCCAGGUUGUUGAAACAGCGAUCUGUGUCACUCACUGACAACAUUUCAGGACUACUCUCAACCAGACCACCUGAUCAACCAUUGUGUGAAUAGUUCAGAAAAAUGAUUGGUAUCACUAUUUAUUAUGUUGUUUGUGUCUUUCAACAGGUUGCCCCACUUGUUGGAAUCCAGUUUGUAACUUAUGAAAUAACCAAGGCCUUCUUGUAUGGCCAAGGACUUCAACUCCCCUGGAGAUAACAAGGCGACAUGCGUUUAUCCUUAGAGUAAUUGCCUUUAAUGAUAACAAAUUAGAGCUGAAAACUCGGGGUUCGUGAAGUGAAGACUUCAUACCUGAAACAAGCAGAUAUUCGAAUUGUCCAUUUGGUUAUUUAAUACCAACUGAUAAAAAUUCAAGCUACUGCUUUGUAUUUUUUAAGAAGCAAUUAAUAUUUAAGGUUGCUGUUAAGUUAUGCUGUUUCCCUUUUGGAAAAUGUGGUGUCAAAGACACUAAUCGUACAGAAAACUACGCACAAUGAUCAGGGGUAUAACACAGUCACCAUCUGAAGUUAUUUUUAUUUUUUGCACCUACUUUUCCAUUCCUUUCUACAAAGCGAGAGCUUGGCGCAUGUCAUGACGUAGGGAUCUUCUUUAUAUGUCUGUAGAUAAGCACAGUUCCUAAAUACUUUUCUUAACUAAAUUGUUAGCUAAUCAAUCGAAUUAAAGUGAG